This is a messenger RNA of Strongylocentrotus purpuratus (purple sea urchin), 1882 nucleotides long. RefSeq lists its product as uncharacterized. The record is from RefSeq and is a predicted model, not a curated record. NCBI's taxonomy places the organism in Eukaryota, Metazoa, Echinodermata, Echinoidea, Camarodonta, Strongylocentrotidae. Bases 95 to 943 code for a protein of 282 amino acids. The transcript is spliced from 5 exons.
UAACGCUUCCCGGCCAUGUGACUCGAUCUCCACCACAGGCUCUCGAUCUGGUGAUGGUUUGAACUUUGAGUAGGUCCUAGGCUAAGACAGCAAGAUGUCGAGCAUAACAAGAUUAUUGCUUGUUGGGCAAUUUACAACGAAGAACUUACAAAGUGGACGGAGCUUCAUGCAUGGGACCGUUGGAGUAGAACAAUGCCCAGAGAGUUUGUUUGACAUAUAUAUCAACAAUUUGAAUUCCAUGCAAGGGGAUGUGUUGAGAAAACUCGAGGACAUGCCAUCUCGUACUACAUUUGGUGCUAAGAGGGUCGUAGUGGACAAGGUAGCACGGAAAGUAGUGGUGACUCACAAUUCGAAGAUUUUCUACAAAGUUGCAGAUUUCGAAUUUCCUGAAGAGUUGGUAGAGAACUUUCUUCAUCCUCCUGUAAUGAGUAUUUCAGAAGUGAAAGCAUCUCCGUCAAAGAAGAGGGUUAGUGUGACAGGAAAUGUGGGAGAGAUUGGUGAUGUCAGAAACGUUUCAGGCGGUAAAAGGCUCAGGACAGUAACGCUUAAUGACGGGGAUGAGGCAAUCAGACUGAGUUUGUGGGAGGAACACACUGAUAUUCCUUUUGCAGUCAAUCAACAAAUCAAGGCUGAGUGUGUGGUUAUCACCGAAUGGAAUAACACCAAACAACUAGAGUCAACACCAGCUCUCCAUGUUGAGACUGUGGCAAGAAAUGAUGAGGAUAUGACUGGGGAAAUAGUCGCUGUUACGUCUGAAGACCUGGAAGUACCGUACGAAAUGGUAUUUGUAGUUGAUGGAACUGAGUAUGAGGUCACAGUGACGGAGCAGUCGGUGAUUCAAGUAAACAUGCAGACUCUCCCUGUAAGGGGAAUACUGUCUACAAGGCAGGAGGGGAUGGUGAUGGAAUGUGUAAGGUUGAGACAGAUUAUGGAUACAGACUGAGGAAGAUAUAGAUUGAUCUUCUUUUGAGUGCUUAGUUUUAUUUAUUUCUUGAUGUUUAAGUUUAUAUUUUAUAGUUUAUAUGUAAGACUCUACCUUUAGAUGUGUAGGUAUUAGUUGAGGCAGGUACAUAGACAGUUGGGGUCAAAAGUACCAUAUAUUAAUUAUGGUAUGUUGGCAUGGGGCAAAUCAUCCAAAACUCAAAUCCACAGGCUUUUUUUUGUGCAGAAGCGGGUUAUUAGAAUAAUUUGUAAAGCAAAUUAUCGUGCACAUACAAAUCUACUUUAUUAUGAAAACAGUAUUCUAAAACUAGAAGAUCUCUAUUCAAUGCAACUUGGAAUGCUCAUGUUUAGCAUUCACUCUGGAGACCUCCCUCCUGCCCUUGCUCAAAUCUUUAGAAGAAAUAACCAAAUUCACAGCUAUAAUACUAGACAGGCUUCUGCUCUCCAUUUACCAUAUGCAAGGACAACCUUCACUUUGAAUACACUAAUGUCCACUGGCCCCAGGUUCUGGAAUUCACUUGAUACUACCAUAACAAAUGCUUCAAGUAUCUCAGUUUUUAAACGUAGACUUAAGUCAUAUUUUCUUGACAAGUAUGUCGAUGACACAUGAAUGUGUUAUCAAGCUUUAUUGUUAGUGUACUGUAGCAUAUUUAACUCUACUCUUGAUCUUUUUUUCGUUAAUUCUUGACUUUGACAUAUAACCCCCUUUAUCCCUUUUCUUUUUUCUUUUUCUUUCUCAUCUGUACAUACUACAUAUACCAUUUAUUCCUACUUGACCUCUGCAUUCAGAGAGCAAUAACUCAUUGAUGUCUCGACUUGGUGUCGGCUUGGGUUUGUCCAUAUUAGAUCAUAUUAGAUGCAACGUUGGGUAGUUGUUCUCUGAGAGUAUUUUGUAAAUAGUUUUAUAUAUUCCAUAUUUGUUGUUGUAUUCAUAAAUAAG